AUGGAUUUAGAUAGUAAAGCCUAUUCUAAGCUAAUUGAUGCAUGGAAUACUCAUGGAGGCUCUGAAGAUUAUAGAAGAAUACUUGAAAGAUUAGGCCCUUUAACAAAAAGACAUGAUCACGAAACACCAGAAAUGUGGUGCUCUCGUAUUCGUGAUCCAUUUAGGAAAAUACUAGAAGAUAACUAUUCUUCGGGGAAUAGAAUUCUUUCUAAGAAUGGAUAUAUUACGAUGUAUGGAAAUUUAAUUGAAAGAAGUGAUAGAGUCCAUGGUCUUCCAUCAAAUUACAUAUAUUGUAGUGUAUGUGACUCCUUAGUUUUCAUAUCUGAAAAUGGUCGUGGUGGUCAUUCCAUAACCUAUCGAGAUAACCACUUGAAAAGAUGCAUUUCUGGAAAUAGUAUUUCAAAUGAACAUGCGAGAAGAAAUGAAAUUCUCCAAUCUAUUGAUAGAAGGGAAUUUCAGAUCUGGCAAUAUAAGCAAUAUAUAUUAGAGGAAGAGGCUAAAAUUAAUCGUCUUCGUCUAGAACUUUUCUCCCAAUCUACCCCAUACUCAGAAAAGGAUAAGUUAGCAUCGGUAUCAUAUGAUAUUGAUGGAAAUACGGCUAGCUAUGAAAAUUAUACACAAUCUAAAGCAAAAGAUACUAUGCCAAAUGCUCCAAAUUUCGAGCCAGCUUAUAUUUCACCUACUAGACAAGAAACGAUUUUACCAACUUCUUAUCAAUCAUCAAGUCCUAGCCAAAGGCGCUCAGAGCAAGGGAUCACAAGUGAAAUAUUUAUCUCAUCUCGGUAUGCUAAACAAAAUAACUUAUUACCAUCUAUAGACCAUCUUAAUCAGCCCGCAUUAAGAUUGAGAGAUGGUACAAAAAUCACAUUCGUUUAA
Ambispora gerdemannii is the source of this 876-nucleotide messenger RNA. The record is from the annotation of a GenBank genome assembly. Lineage: Eukaryota; Fungi; Glomeromycota; Glomeromycetes; Archaeosporales; Ambisporaceae.